AUGCUUUCCUACACUAGCCACUGUCUGCAGGCACUGCUCGGGGUCGCCUCCCUACCCUACCGGCAAUACCAGGCGUACUCCAGCCCUCAAGCACCCCUCCAAGUACCCCAAGUACCCCAAGCCGGACCCCCAAUCACCACACUGGUCUCGUCAUGCGCGGGGUUCAGCUACCCGGAGGUUGCCUGUAUUGAUCGCUACGGAUCCCUCCUGCAAGGCGAGUUCGAGCGCAAAGUACGCAACGUGCUUGGCGACGCCGACACCUACAUCUCCACCAACGCGCCGUCAGAACCAACCUUCUCCGAUCUGCAGAAUGCCGAUUUCCUCGUAUGGAACCAAUCGGCGGCAAAGGCCAUCCUGGGUCCCAACCCGCACGUCGAUUUCAUGUUCAGCAUCGAGGACUGCUCCCACGAGGCUCCCGUGUACGUCCCCACUACUAACGAACUGUACUUCUCCCGCUUACAGCAGGGAUUCCUCCCUCAACUGGUGAUUAACUUGAACAAUGACCCUCCUACUUUGGAAGAGAAGCUAGCCCAGCCACCUAUUUACGCCGCCACGGGAGCGCGAUUCCGUGAUGGCCUCCUCUACCUCGCCACGAUAGGCGGAAACGAGUCUCUUGCCGGCUACACGUUUCGUCCAGGUCUGUAUACGUUGGACCCUAUUACGGGAAAAACUCAAGCUCUUCUGAACAACUACUACGGGUAUUAUUUCAAUGCAGUGGACGAUCUUGACAUCGAUCAUGAAGGUCAGAUCUGGUUCACGGACAAUGGUAACACUGCCUUCCUCCUCCCUACCCUCCCUACUCCACUACCUACCCCCCUAUCAAACAGUCCAGCUAAACAACCAAUUCCCAAAACUCGAAAGAUUACGGCCGUCCCUGCCAAGUAA
Molecule: messenger RNA, 885 nt
Organism: Aspergillus oryzae RIB40
Lineage: Eukaryota; Fungi; Ascomycota; Eurotiomycetes; Eurotiales; Aspergillaceae
Exons: 1
Coding region: 1-885 (294 amino acids)
Source: RefSeq, a predicted model, not a curated record